AGGGCAAGAGCAAGACCCUGGACUACAGCGACCUCCAGCCGGGGGUCCUGGUGCCCGCCCCCGCCCCCGAGACCGGGCUCAAGCGGGGACGCGAGGGGGGCCGCGCCUCCACCCGCGACCGAAAGAUGCUCAAGUUCAUCAGCGGCAUCUUCACCAAGAGCCCUGCGGCGACCCCCACCCACCCCGCGCCCCCCUGGGCUCCCCCCGGCGCCGAGGCGGCCGCUGGCACCCCGCACAAGGCCUUGGUGAACAGCCAGGAGUGGACCCUGGGCCGUUCUAUCCCCGAGAUCCGCCUGGGUGUCCUGGGCAGCAGCAAGAGUGGGAAGUCGGCGCUCGUCCAUCGGUUCCUCACCGGCUCCUACGUGGGCUUGGAGCCCACCGAGAGUGGCCAGUUCAAGCGUGAGGUGACCGUUGAUGGCCAGAGCCACCUCCUGCUCAUCCGGGAGGAGGCCGGUGCCCCGGACGCCCAGUUUGCCAGCUGGGCGGACGCCGUCAUCUUCGUCUUCAGCCUGGAGAGCGAGAGCAGCUUCGAGGAGGUGACGCAGCUGCACGCGCUGCUCAGCGACCUGCGCGGCACCAGCGACCUGGCCCUGGCGCUGGUGGGCACCCAGGACAAGAUCAGCUCGUCCAGCCCGCGGGCGGUGGAGGACGUGCCCCGGGCGCUCUGCGGGGACGCGCGGCGCUGCCUCUACUACGAGACCUGCGCCACCUACGGCCUCAACGUGGACAGGGUCUUCACCGAGGUGGCCCAGAAGGCCGUGGCGCUGAAGAAGCAGCAGCAGCUGAUGGCGUCCUGCAAGUCCCUGCCCAGCUCCCCGAGCCACUCGGCCGCCUCCACCCCGGUGGGGGGGGUCCACCCCAGCCAGACCAGCAACGGUGGCCACACCAGCGACUACUCGUCCUCGCUGCCCUCCACCCCCAACGUGAGCCACCGGGAGCUGCGCAGCGAGACCCCGGGCCCGCUGGGCACCCCCAGCUCGCUGCACCGCGGGGCCAAGCGCCGCACCAGCCUCUUCGCCACGCGCCGCGGCAGCGACUCCGAGAAGCGCAGCCUGGACAGCCGAGGCGAGGGCGCCGGCAGCGGCCGCGCCAUCCCCAUCAAGCAGAGCUUCCUGCUGAAGCGCAGUGGCAACUCCCUGAACAAGGAGUGGAAGAAGAAAUACGUGACCCUGUCCAGCAACGGCCUCCUCUUCUACCACCCCAGCAUCAACGACUACAUCCACAGCACGCACGGCAAGGAGAUGGACCUGCUGCGCACCACGGUCAAGGUGCCGGGGAAGCGCCCGCCCCGCGCCAUCUCGGCCUGCGGCCCCUCGGCCAGCAUCAACGGGCUGCUGCGGGAGCCCGAGCCCGCCGCCACGGUCCCCUCGGUGGGGCUGAGCCUGCCCCCCGAGCCGGGGCUGAAGGUGGUGGGCAAGGGGUCCCUGCAGCGCUGCGCCUCCGCCUCCAGCGCCAAGCUGGCCUCAGAGUCCCCGCUGUCCUUCGAGGCCGUGUCCAGCCCGGGCAGCGCUGGCAGGGACCCUCCACCCUCGCCCCUGGUGGACAGGAAGAAGCACCGGAGGAAGAAGCUGAUGACGCCGUCCAAGACCGAGGGCUCGGGUGGGCAGGCAGAAGCCAAGCGCAAAAUGUGGAAAUUAAAAAGUUUUGGUAGUUUAAGAAAUAUUUAUAAAACAGAGGAGGAGAACUUUGAGUUCCUGAUCGUGUCGAGCACGGGGCAGACGUGGCACUUCGAGGCCGGCAGCUUCGAGGAGCGCGACGCGUGGGUGCAGGCCAUCGAGAGCCAGAUCCUGGCCAGCCUGCAGUGCUGCGAGAGCAGCAAGAACAAGGCGCGCGUGGACAGCCAGAGCGAGGCCGUGGCCAUCCAGGCCAUCCGCAACGCCCACGGGAACUCGCUCUGCGUGGACUGCGGGGCGCCCAACCCCACGUGGGCCAGCCUGAACCUGGGCGCCCUGAUCUGCAUCGAGUGCUCGGGCAUCCACCGCAACCUGGGCACGCACGUGUCGCGCGUGCGCUCGCUGGACCUGGACGAUUGGCCCCGCGAGCUGACCCUGGUGCUCUCGGCCAUCGGCAACGCCACCGCCAACAGCAUCUGGGAGCAGAACCCGCGCGGGCGCUGCAAACCCAGCCCCGAGUCCUCCCGGGAGGAGCGGGAGUCGUGGAUCCGUGCCAAGUACGAGCAGCGCCUGUUCCUGGCUCCGCUGCCCGCGGCCGAGGCGCCGCUGGCCGAGCGGCUGCUGGUGGCCGUGGGCCAGCAGGACCUGCCCGCGGUGCUGCUGCUGCUGGCCCACAGCCACAAGGAGCAGCUCAACGUGCCCACGGCCGACGCCGAGCGGCGCACGGCGCUGCACCUGGCCUGCGACACCGCCCAGGUGGUGGUCACCCAGCUGCUGGUGUGGUACGGGGCCGACGUGCGCGCCCGGGACGGUCACGGCCGCACCGCGCUUCUCGCCCGCCGCGCCGGCAGCCGCGAGUGCUCCGACAUCCUGCUGCAGCAUGGCUGCCCGGCGAGGGGCCCGGCAGCCCCGCGACCCCCGGCAGCCCCCGACCCCCGGGCCCCCGACCCCCGGCGGGCCCCCGACCCCGGGCCCCGCCGCCGCAGCAGCUGCGCCAGCGUGGGGCCCUGCGAGCCCCGCUCUGCCCUGGUAUAG
Molecule: messenger RNA, 2648 nt
Organism: Camarhynchus parvulus
Lineage: Eukaryota; Metazoa; Chordata; Aves; Passeriformes; Thraupidae
Gene: AGAP2
Product: ArfGAP with GTPase domain, ankyrin repeat and PH domain 2
Cellular component (GO): nucleus
Molecular function (GO): GTPase activity; GTP binding; protein binding
Source: RefSeq, a predicted model, not a curated record